CAGGGGCAAAAACAUACACUUUAAAGUACUACAACAGGGACAAAAACAUCCCUCAAGUUUUCCCUAUAUUUUUGAAUGAUUAUAUAAAUUUAUUUUGGCAAUUUCACACCACUUGGUAGAGCAACUCUGAUUGUGUUGUCGUCGAUUUGUGCUUUGGAAUAAAUAAGAAAAUGCAGAAGGUGUCUGGUGGGAUAGAAUGUUGUCAACGUUAGUUUUUGGCAUUAUUUUUAUCCAGCUCUUAUAUCGGAUUUUAUUUGAUUCAUAAAUCCACUAUUUAAUUUGCCUUAUUUUUUGCCCAAAACGGUUAAAUUAAACUACCUGAAGAUGUCAAGAAGUUUUAUUUAGUUAUGUAUAUUUGUAAAAAAAAAAAAAAAAAAUUUACCUUAGGCUACUCCUUGCCACAAUGGUGUGGAAUCCAAACAAUUAUUCUGCUACUAUAAACUACAGCUAACAAAAAUACACAGAUCAUUUUAAUAGUCAUAUUCACUUAUUUUGUUUCAUUGUGUUGGUUUUAUUCUCUGUCUUGGUGAAAAUCCAACUAAUUAUCCUGCUACAAAAUGUAACCAUUUUUUUCUGAUUACAUCCAAAAUUCUUCUUUUUUGUUUUGUUUGAACUUAUUUCUUUAUAAUUUCUAUAAUUUUCUUCCUCUUACAUCUCUGCCCUAUUCCUUGCCUAGGUGGGACAUCCAGCAAGUCCUGCCAAAAAUACCACUGAACCAACAUUUCUGUCCUUUUUUAUUUCAUUUCAUUUUAUUUCAAAUAUUUAUUCUUUUUGCCCCAUUUCCUGUAAAAACAAAAAACAAAACGCUCAAGUCAUGUUUUGCAUCGUGAGCGCGCUUGACACGGAAAGAGGUCGAGGCUUUGCUGCAGAGGCCGCACCUGCUGGUACUCAGUGGGCGGAAGAGACGUGAGCUCCGGAGGAAAGAGUGACGCCAAGGUGACGGCAGCCACAACAGGGUAUCAAUGGAGCUUCGCAGCCCAAGGAUGGUCUUGAAAGUGCAUUAUUUAGUGGGUGUGCUGUUGUCAUCUGCACAGCUGCUGCUAACUUUACCCCUGACCGAGAAGAACCACCAACAAAACAUGUGCAGAAUGUGUCCUCCAGGUGAGUUCCUGAAGUCUUGCAACCAGUGCGAGCCGUGUCCUCGAUUGAGCUACACCGACGACUGGAACCGUGAGGACGACUGCCAUCGUUGCUAUGGCGACUGCAGGCCCGAGUUUAACCAGAAGGUGAUUAAAAACUGCAGCAGAACGUCAAACCUCAAUUGUGCCUGCCAGGCUGGCUUUCGCUGCACCAGCGUGGUUCCGUACAGCGAGAACUGCAAGAACUGUGUCAAGAUAAGCGACGUGACCACAUUGGCAACCACAACAACAACAACAACAACAAAAGUCACUGUGACUUCAGAUGAACAUGAGCAGACUCCUUCCCCCUCUUCCUCAGCAGACGACAGCAUCUCUGCAAGAUUGUGCUCAUCUCCAGAAUGCGAUAGACAGGGUGGACACAGCUCACCUAUUAAGGAAGAAAAGAGGAGCACCGACCAGCUGGCGGCCAUCGUGUGUCUGGUGGUCGUCAUGGUAACUGCCGCCCUGGUAAUCCUAUUCUGCAUCUGUCAACCCGGAGAAGAAACCUGCUUGAAGAGAGCUGUGAUGAAGUUGCACAAUAAGGGUGGUGGGGAAGCUGCAGAGAAGAAGGAAGAGCAUUUCCCCGUAAACCCAUGUGGUGCUGUGCAUGUCCACAAUGCCGGCACAGUCAUCUUCAGCUGGCUCAGUCACUUUACUGGCCAAGUGGGCCCCGUCAUGGAAGCCAGGAGGGUUGCAGAGAAGCAGGAGGAUGAGGAGGAGGAGGAGGAGGAGGAGGACCAAACCCCUUCUACUUUGUUGACUCACCCCGUGACCUCACCCAGCGUUCCCCUUUCUGAGGAGGAGAGAAGCGGCAAAGCAGCAGAGGUCUUCUUCCCCUCCCAGGAGGAAGGUAAAGAGUGGCACGUGUCCAAAGAGGAGGGGUUCUGAUGGAAGACUAAGUCACUGGACUGGUGCUAAGUUCCCGACGUCUGAGAAGAACGACUUGUCUGGUAGGACUGAAGUCCACAAUAAGUGUGAUGGGGCACCAUUUUCUUAAUGAUUUUAUAGAAAUACAGUGGAACCUCGAUUCACACACGCCUUUUCGGUUUAUGAACGUUUACAUCACGCCAAAUAUGCCUCUGUGUGCGGAUCAUGUCUCUGCAUACGAACGCUUCAUCCAUUUAUCCAUUAUUCUGUGUGCCACCCGAAGCCCUAUGGUGCCUGCCAUUUUGAUGACAUCAUUUCUGACGAGUUUAUUUCCACAAUUGUCAUACCUUGCGCUGGUCAGAGCUGUGUGAGGCUGUCUUAGAGAUCACUUUCUGGGAUUGGAAAUGCUUUCAUAGUCAUGCUCUAUAGCUUCCGGUUACUAAACAACCACUGAGCUAGCAUUGUAGAAAAUAUAGCUUCACUGAAUAUUUUAUCAUCGAAGAGGCUUUGUUCCGCAGCAAGUCUUUAAUUGUGAUGAGACUGAAAAAGAUGCCACAACGAACCAUUAUUACAGCGAAGGAGCAGGCGCUACCGUGACACAAGCCGAUGAAGGAUCACCUCACACUGAUCGUUUGUGCUAACGCUAGCGGCGACUACGUGACGCCACUGCUCGGUUGUCACUCUGAAACUCCCAAAGUGUUCAACAAUUCCACAAAUAUUCCCAGACACAAGAUAAAAUGGGUUUCCUUCUUUUGUUUUGUUUUUGAAGCGAGCCAAUAAGACUUGUUUGUGUGUAAGUGCGUGUUCAGUGUCGACAUUUAAGCUUACUGUAUUGUUGUGUUGUUUGGAUAAAAAAAAGAUUGUUGAGCGAGUACCCUAUUGUUAUGUUGGUUU
Molecule: messenger RNA, 2879 nt
Organism: Entelurus aequoreus (snake pipefish)
Lineage: Eukaryota; Metazoa; Chordata; Actinopteri; Syngnathiformes; Syngnathidae
Product: tumor necrosis factor receptor superfamily member 26
Exons: 11
Coding region: 963-2006 (347 amino acids)
Biological process (GO): positive regulation of cytokine production involved in immune response; positive regulation of T cell migration; defense response to Gram-negative bacterium
Cellular component (GO): external side of plasma membrane
Molecular function (GO): protein binding
Source: RefSeq, a predicted model, not a curated record